ACAUUACUUUUACUAAAUGGCCAAUGGUCGGAGCUUAGUGCUGACCCAUCGGAGAGCACUAUGAGAAGAUGACAACAAGCAGGAUUUAAUCCAGAAAGGAUUCCUUAUCUCUGUGCUAAGAGUCUACUAACUGAGUGUAAGGACCACUGGGAGUACAAGAAUCAAGUCAAGGACACGCUUACUCCCCCUCAGCCUGCAGGAAGAUGGGAGUGAGAGAAUAAAGCUCUGUGGAGUCAAGAGGAGCUUAAUGAAUUCUAAGGAAUCUUAAAAACAGAGGAUCAGGCAACCAUGUGGACACUAGCUGCGACUGUCCACUGUCUCCUGGCUGCUGCGAUGCUAUUGGCUAGCUGCCUCCAAUCGCUGAUGGCCACUGAGGACGACGUCACACCGCGCAUCAGUUUCUCCUACAACGCAAAGGAGAGGUCGGCCAAGAGAUUCUCCGUGGACGGCGUUUUCAAUUACACCUCCCUGCUGCUCAGCCAGGAGGACGACAUGCUUUACGUCGGAGCGAGGGAGGCGCUGUUCGCCCUCAGCCUGUCGGACAUCAGCAAGGCCAAGCUGCAGAAGAACCUGACGUGGGGCACUCCUGCUGGAAAAAGAGAGGAGUGCAGCUUCAAAGGGAAGGACCUGGAGACUGAUUGCUUCAAUUACAUCAAAAUCCUCCUGCGGCUGAACAGCACUCAUCUCUACGUGUGUGGCACUUACGCCUUCAGCCCAAUCUGCGCCUACAUAAACACGUCAACGUUCACGCUGGAGAGAGACGAAGUGGGCGAGGUCGUGAUGGAGGACGGGCGCAGCCGCUGCCCCUUCAAUCCAGAGUACAAAUCCACCGCCAUCAUUGUUGAUGGUGAGUUGUACACCGGUACUGUCAGCAACUUCCAAGGGAACGAGCCUGUCAUUUACAAGAGUUUGGGCCAGGGAACCGCUCUGAAGACGGAGAACUCUUUAAAAUGGCUGCAAGAUCCUGUCUUUGUCGGGUCGGCUUACAUCGAGGAGAGUCAGCCGGUAGGCAACCCCGUAGGAGACGACGACAAGAUUUACUUCUUCUUCAGCGAGGCGGGGAAGGAAUUCGACUUCUUUGACAACACCAUUGUGUCGCGGAUUGCUCGCGUGUGUAAGCUGACGUUUAUGACAGGGCUGCCCUCUGAAACAGUGUUCAGCAAACUGAAUGCUCUGUAA
This is a messenger RNA of Notothenia coriiceps (black rockcod), 1179 nucleotides long. Its product is annotated as semaphorin-4B-like. Lineage: Eukaryota; Metazoa; Chordata; Actinopteri; Perciformes; Nototheniidae. The record is from RefSeq and is a predicted model, not a curated record. Gene Ontology annotation, cellular component: plasma membrane. Gene Ontology annotation, biological process: semaphorin-plexin signaling pathway; negative chemotaxis; neural crest cell migration. The transcript has 8 exons. Gene Ontology annotation, molecular function: chemorepellent activity; semaphorin receptor binding. Bases 289 to 1179 code for a protein of 296 amino acids.